AUGAGGACGCUAGUCGCCCUUACCUUAUUAGGAUGUGCUUUAGUCGUUUGCUCAGGCCGCGAAAUCGGCAAGGAGGAAUCCGAUUUAGUGGCUGCAGCUAGCCAUCAUAAGGGCCAUCAUCACGAAGAAGGUGGCGGCAAAGAGCACCAUGGUCAUCAUCAUCAUGAACAUGGUGAAAAGGGUCACAAGGGUCACAAAGGUCACCAUCAUCAUCACAAAGGUGAACAUGAUGAACAUCAUAAACAUCAUCAUGCAGGCCAUCAUCAUGAACACGGCGGUGGACAUAAAAAGCACUGGGAUGAACAUGAUCAUCACGGUAAACAUCACGAACAUGGACAUCACCACAAGGGCGGUAAACACCACCACAAAAAACACCACGAUAAGGGCGAAGAAGUUGAAGGUUAUCAUAAAAAGUACCAUAAGGACGAAUACCACAAGGACCAUCACUUCUAUGAUGACCACCACAAAGAAGGAAAACAUCACAAGCACGGCAAGCACCACGGACAUCACGAAAAACAUGGAGGUCAUCACAAGAAAGGCGGCCAUCAUCAUUCCGGACAUGACGAACAUCAUCAUGGCAAAAAAGGACAUCAUGAUAAACAUCAUUACGAUGAAGAUCACAAAGGUCACAAGGGACACCAUGGACACGAGGAACAUCACCAUCAUCAUGAAGGGCACGGAAAAAAGGGCGGUCACGAGGAUCACAAGCACUGGGGAUUUCAACAUGGAAAACACUGA
Molecule: messenger RNA, 738 nt
Organism: Nymphalis io (European peacock)
Lineage: Eukaryota; Metazoa; Arthropoda; Insecta; Lepidoptera; Nymphalidae
Product: histidine-rich glycoprotein-like
Exons: 1
Coding region: 1-738 (245 amino acids)
Source: RefSeq, a predicted model, not a curated record